This is a messenger RNA of Hippocampus zosterae (dwarf seahorse), 6521 nucleotides long. Its product is annotated as F-BAR and double SH3 domains protein 2-like. Gene Ontology annotation, cellular component: neuromuscular junction; recycling endosome. Gene Ontology annotation, biological process: neuromuscular synaptic transmission; regulation of actin filament polymerization. Bases 377 to 2785 code for a protein of 802 amino acids. The transcript has 22 exons. NCBI's taxonomy places the organism in Eukaryota, Metazoa, Chordata, Actinopteri, Syngnathiformes, Syngnathidae. The record is from RefSeq and is a predicted model, not a curated record. Gene Ontology annotation, molecular function: protein binding.
AAGGGGUUCCCCGUUAUUAUCCACCUUUCCUCCUGUCUGCCUUUUUCCGCUCCCCUCCCUAGUUCAGCUCAGCUCAGAUCAGUUCAGUCAGUACUGUACUCUCCAGUCAUCCAGCAGUGGCAGCAAGCAACACACAAGUGCUCACACACUCUCCUCGCAGCGCAGCUUCAUUUUCGCCUUCGUAGAAACCAGCACGCUUGCCAUCAAUCAUGGCCGCCGGAGUUCAAAUCUAACUCCCCGUCUUUCCUCCCUGUCGCGUGGACGGGAGGAUUACUGUCAUUUUUUAUGCUCGUUUGGGGAAGAAAUAUUUUCCGAUUUCUUUUUUUGGAUACUAUACAUUUCACAGGGGAAAUACCAUUCAUGUCAAUACUCCAAAAUGCAGCCCCCGCCGAGGAAGGUUAAAGUAACACAGGAGCUGAAGAACACGCACACAGACCAGUUGACGAGACUGCACUUUAAAAAUCAGACUGAAUGCGACCUGCUUGAAGACAUGAGGGGCUACAGUCUGAAGAAGGGACAGCUUGAGAGGGACUAUGCACUGGCUCUGCAGAAGUUAGCAAGCCAAUACCUCAAGAGAGACUGGCCUGGAAUCAAUCCUGAUGAGCAGAGAACAGACUUCAGGAAUGUGUAUGCCGUGUGGCGGUCCUACUUAGAGGGCACGAUGCAGGUGAGCCAGUCCAGACUCAAUGUGUGUGAUGACUACAAGAGUCAAGUUUCAGAUCCUGCAAAGACUGUCAGACUAUACAAGGAGCAGCAACUAAAAAAGAUCAUCGAUCAGUUAAGUGGCAUUCAGGCAGAGCUGCAGGAGUCUGUAAAGGAACUGGCAAAAGCCAAGAAAAAAUACUACGAUUGUGAGCAGGUCGCCCACGCAGUAAGAGAAAAGGCGGAUAUCGAAGCCAAGUCUAAACUGGCUCUUUUUCAGUCAAGAAUUAGCUUGCAAAAAGCAAGUGUAAAGUUGAAAGCAAAGAGAAGUGACUGCAACUCGAAGGCAACACAGGCCAGAAAUGACUAUUUGUUAACAUUAGCUGCUGCCAACGCUCACCAUGACCGCUACUACCACACAGACCUGCUCCACUGCAUACAGGCCUUGGAUGGCAGGAUCUACGAGCAUGUGAAAGACUACCUGAUAGCAUUGUGUCGCACGGAGCUUGAAGCCUCAGAAGCGACACACAACACCUUCCAGUUCCUGUUGGACAAAUCGACCAGGAUAAUACAAGAGUUCAACCAGCAGUUGUUCAUGCAAGAGAACCCAGUGUUCCACAAAGCACACGACUUCCAGUUCCAGCCCAGUGAGUGUGACAAGACUCUGAGCUCGGUGCAGCAGUUGGUGGACAUUGAGCCUUCACCCGUCAGUGCCAUGAGAAUGACCCUGGCACAGAGUCGUCAGCUGGAAUCAGAAAUGGGGACCACAGAGGAGCACAGUCUGAACAAAGAGGCCAGGAAAUGGGCGACACGAGUAGCCAGGGAACACAAGAAUAUCAUCCAUUACAAGAGAUCACUGGAGGAGUGUGAGAGUCAUGGAAUGCCCCCCACCGAACAGGGCAGAUCGGAUCUUGAGAUGAAGAUCGAAGAAUCCAAAGAAAACAUACGCAAAGCUGAGACAAUAAAGUUAAAAGCAGAAGCUCGCUUGGACCUGCUGCGGCAAGUGGGCGUUGCUGUGGACACCUGGCUGAAGAGUGCCAUGAACCAGGUGAUGGAGGAGCUCGAGAAUGAGCGCUGGGCCAACUGCACUUCCCACGAUCCCUCACUGUCGGGUACAGUUGACUUGGAGCGUGAGGACGGCGACGAGUGUGAAGAGAAUAUGGAGGUUUUUGACGACAGCAGCUCCAGCCCUUCAGGAACCCUUCGCAAUUACCCACUGACCUGCAAAGUCCUCUUCUCAUACAAGGCUUCUCAGCCAGAUGAGUUAACCAUCGAUGAACAGGAGAUGUUGGAGGUUAUUGAGGAUGGCGACAUGGAGGACUGGGUCAAGGCUCGCAAUAAGACAGGCCAAGUAGGUUAUGUUCCUGAGAAAUACCUCCAGUUCCCCGCGUCCAACAGCCUGCUGAGCAUGCUUCAGUCACUGGCAACUCUGGACGCUCGGUCACACACCUCUUCCAACUCAACCGAACCAGAGUUGCUCUCCGGCUGUGUCAACGGUGAUGCUAACAUGGUGUAUGUACGAGCACUUUACGAUUACGAAGGCCAGGCGGAGGAGGAACUCUCCUUCUCGGAGGGAGCGGUCAUUCGCCUUUUAAGCCGUGACACUCAGACCGAUGAUGGUUUCUGGGAGGGGGAGCUUAACGGAAAGGUGGGCGUCUUCCCCUCUGUUUUGGUGGAGGACUUGACAGAGAAUGGAGAGACUGGAUUGGGAGGGACCACUGACAUACAGAUUUCUCCCACUGCAAAGCUGCCGUCAUCUCUUCCACCUCUUCCGCUGUAUGAUCAACCUCCCAUAAGCCCUUUCACCAGCCCGGAGAGCUCGACCCCACCGUCUCUCCCACGCUCACCCUCUGCUGCACUCAACGGGGAUCAUAAGCUUCCCCUGCCCGCCUCAUCACACAAGUCAUCGUUAACCACCACCAAUCAAAAUUCUGGGAGGAGUCCCGUGUCACCCGGGUUUCAAACACAGCCGCCUCGAUUUCCCCCUGAAGGUGGUCCAGGCAAACUACGACCUGUUAGUAUGCACAGUAGGAAAAAACAACAGUGGAACGUACGUGCCGCUCCUCCACCACCCAAGCAGCAGUCUCGCCGGCAACACGGGAAGAGUGACAAGACGGAGGAAGUGGAGAUCACGCUGGUGUAACUAAGACGCAAGAUGGCACGCGGUUAGACGCACACUCCCCUAACAUGAUUAACCGAUGGCAGCCUAGAUGCCAGUGGCACCGCUCUUAGCUGAAAUAACCUGAUGAAAACGGAGCUGAACCACAUCAAGUGAGCCCGUCCCCAACUCGAGCUACCCCUCAUUCUCUUUUAUUCUCAACUUGUGGAAGAAGGAAGAGAGGAGUGCGGGGGAGGCACGCUUUCCAGUUACAUUUCCUCUGUAUUUGCUUCCUAAUGAAGUGCAGCAGUAGCCUCCCCGACGGUCCCUCUGCGCCCUCCCACCUCUUUCCAUUCUUGCCUUAAAAAAAACCCUCACCUCAUUGGGCGGAGCCCCAAUGCACACUGACGAGGAGAAAGGGGAGGAUGAGGAAGAAUGUUUGCAGAGGGAUGGAAGGAGAGUGUUGGACAAGUGUUUCUGGCCUUUGUAAAGCUUACUUCCAUUUUCUUUGAAGCUGCAAAACCGCUGUUUGACUGUGACACAUAAACGAUUGCGUGUGGAGACUGGAGCAAAUGAUUUGUACGUUACCACCAAUCUGUAAAUGGAAUACGGAUGACCUCCAUCACUUAAUGAACGUGAUCAGAUCUGUUUGAGUUCUUGCAAACCUGACUAGGAUUCAUUAGUACUUUGCAUCUGACAUUUGUAGCCAUUGGCCACUUUCAAACUGACCACCAAAGCGGGCUUUUUCCUGGCUCGCUGUCAAUAUGCAUGUCACCAGUGUCGGGUGGGGUGCUUGAUGUCGAGUCAGGAAUUAGCUCGCUUCUGAAGUGGAAACUGGAGGCCUGGCAGAGUUGGAAUGCUGCGAACGAGUUAAGUCGAACGCCUUGUUUUGAGGUUACUAACGCUGACAUGACCACACAUCUGAUUAUGUUCAUGAAGAUUCCAAAUACAGUGAAAACAUUUUAGAAACGUUUUAGUCUUCUUAAAAGUUCUUGAUUGACUCAUACAUGACAGAAGGCAUCCGAUAUACGGGAUGUUAGUGGAGAGGAAGGCUUGCGGAAGGCAGUCAUACGCGUAUCAUGAGCACAUAAGAAGAAGUGAAUCACUGCAUGUAAAAAAAAAAAAAUAGUUUUACAUGAGUCUCUUCACACUAUUCACAUACACGGCGCGUAUUUCAUACUUUGAUUUUUGACAUGUGGCUUUGCUAAUCUUAAGCAACAAGAACAGAACACUGUUGUGUGCUGUGUAUAACAAAAAAUGGAUGUGUGCGACUUUUUUUCAUAAAAAUUUGACAACCCUCAAGAUGAUCAAAUGCUAACGUUCCAAUGUUUAAAAAAAACACCUGCGCGUGGAAUUCUUAGCCCAUGACAAUGUCAAAUUUCCUUUCAUCAGCUGAUUGGUGGUAAAUGCAAAGUAUUUCCCCCAAGUCGUGAGUGAAUUUACAGAGGCUUCAUAAAAAGUAAACUUCGGGAGAAUAAGCAAGGAUAUGCCAGCGCUUAUAGUUCUCGUCGUCCUCCAGUACGUAUUUCAUGUGUAUUAGUACAGUACAUUACUGUUGUCGUAGGAAUGUUUCAUAUAACAGUACUCGGCUAAAGGAACGUCAUAUUUUAUUCCUAAAGGGCAUUGUAAAUAUAGUCGGAAGGAGGGCCCGCAAAGACAACUGGAAGGAGAUGAGAAAUGGAAAGAGAGAAAGGAGAGGCUGGAUCCUGCCUUCUGCUCUUCCCUCCAACUCUUUCCCCGUCCUUUGUUUCUUCCCCCCUCUUAACUUUUAUCUCACGUCCGUACUGUUCAUCGGCAGUGAGUGCAACCCGGUGGUCGUCACUGUAUUCACAUGAGCGUGCUGUAUGCAGUGAUGUCAUGUUACACACCCGUUAUGUAUCUUCCUUGGCGUCGCCAAUUGGUUGAACGCCGAUUGACGUUAAAAGCACCGAAAGACUGAUUUGAUAUUGAAUUUGUUGUCAUUGUAAUUAUACAGGGUGACGGGAGUGACGGUAUUUCCCGCAUAGAGGUCAACUGCGUUGUUGCUUUUUCUGGACUGCUUGAUUAUGGAGCGACAGAUUCAUCGGCAUGAAUCGUUUUCUCACAUCUGCCCAUCCCCACACCCCUUGUGUUUUUUGCCUCUAGCGGCACAAAUCAUCAUUCUUCAUCAAUUUCUUCCUGCGCACGACGAGUGCUGGCUAAAAUAGAACAGAAGCGCCCAAUGGACAGAUGAUAUUUCAAAAGGGCGCUAAGUUUGACUCUCUUGUGUAUCUCACUCCAAGCCCCUUAAUUAAAUACCCUUCAAGCCUUUAAAGUCCUUGCCGAAUGGCAGCGUAGCACUUUUAUUUAUUUCUACACCCCCUGCAAAGUAGUAAGUAGCGCCUCCACUUCAGAGCUGACACUGGAGUCAGAUACUCUGUUCAUUGGGAGUCUGUGGGGACUCCUUGGUUUCAUUGCGAUUGAUGUUUUCGUUUAAAUUUCUUGCAAACGGCACUGAGGAAGACGCAGCGGCAGCCCGAUGUCUCACCGCUUCUGUGCACACCAAAAAUGAAAUAUUGAUUUCACUUGACAUUUUCUUGUCUCACAGUGUCGCUUCAAUAUUUGAGUGUAGAAACUAACCAUGACAAUGUUUUGUUGUGUUCGAAUGAGAGAUGGGGAGAACGAUCAUUUGAGCAAUAUAAUUGGGUGGGAUUGAUUGGUGAUUAAUCUUGAAGCCUUAUUGCGGUUGUGUUGUCUUUUUUUAAAGAUAAGUUUUAGAUUUCUUGUGUUCAAAAAGCACCUUUUAUCCCAUCAUUAUAACCCAAACUAGUUCUGUCAAAUGCCUCUCCAUAGCCCAACCAACAAAAUGUGGAACCGGUUUCCAUAAGAACAUAUUAAUUCAUUUUUAAUUUUUGGCAUUUAAGUAGGUUUUUUUUUUUUUGUUGGUUUUUUUUUUCCCGCAUUCCGAGUGCAAACGCAAACACUGACAUUUACAAAGACCACGGAAUGGUGAUUAUCUGAAAAUGCUAGCCAGGAAAAAAAAAAAAUCUGUGCUGAGACGGCAUCAGAAUUUGAGAAAUGAUGAGUAUUUAAUUGAUUUGUUGUGUUUUUACGUUGGACAGACAAACGGAUAGUAUAGAUGCAGUUAAGACCUGGGAUGGGACUAACAUUGAUCAAAAUGUGUUACUGCCGGAAAUAGAUUCCCGUAAUUCCUUUUUUUCAUCAUGAACAUGUUGAGUUGCAACCAUUGUGGUUGUCAAUGUCUUCACAUAUGUUGGAGUCUUCGAUCCAAAACUUGUGUCGCCCUGCUGUUAGAAGUAAUCCCGAUCGCAAUCUUAAGCGGUGUGCGGUCAAGGCAACGAGCAUGGCAGCCUCCUCCUUGAUUUCUCUGAGAUCUUAAUUUAUUAUAUGGUUUUAAAACUUGUUUUGAAGUUUAUCGUUUACAUCGGCGUCCCUCAGCAGCUUCUUUUUUCAAGACUCAAUCGGUCCUGUUGUGAAAUGUUUUGUUUGCGGUUUCCAUUAUACAAAGACUAGUUUUUUUUUUUUUUGUUUUAACUUUAUUUGACCGGUCCUUUUUGUUUUGCCAUAGUGCAUAAUUUUUUUUAUGUUGCUUCCACCAGUUUGGAUCAGCAGCACACUUUCUUUUAAUUACUGAUAAAGUGGUCAAAACCACUGGCCUUCUCUCCGGUCGAUUGUUGCCAUGGUGACAAAUAACGAGAACGGGUGCAGAUGUCUUUCUGCAUAGUAUUAUUGGCUGUACAAAAAGCUAAGUUUGUAUUUAUUGUGUACAAAUGUUAAUUAAUAAAAUAAUAUUGGAAAAACA